Messenger RNA from Anarrhichthys ocellatus (wolf-eel), 4069 nucleotides. RefSeq names its product protein shisa-6-like. Gene Ontology annotation, biological process: regulation of short-term neuronal synaptic plasticity; regulation of AMPA receptor activity. Lineage: Eukaryota; Metazoa; Chordata; Actinopteri; Perciformes; Anarhichadidae. The transcript has 9 exons. The record is from RefSeq and is a predicted model, not a curated record. The coding region runs from base 455 to 2431 and encodes 658 amino acids. Gene Ontology annotation, cellular component: postsynaptic membrane; AMPA glutamate receptor complex; postsynaptic density.
CUGAUAUUCUCCUCACUUUCGGAGACCCAGACAGAGAGCAACUCCCCAGCGGGUAUCCUAACUGAGCCUAACUUUGACUUGAGCAUAACUGACUGGGACUCAGCACCUCGGAGAGCGACGCACCGCGGCUCUCACACACCGCUCAGCCGAGGGAGAGAGCGCGCAGAGCCCGGGCACCCAUCAGCUCUCCUCCCUGUCAGGACAUGGUGCCCUCCUGCCACGGCUCCUCGGUGGGUCACAAUGGGCUUUAGUUUGUCCACUACAUAAUACCAGCCGAGAAAUGCCCUUUGACAACAGUCUACACAGAGUUGUACUCAGCAUGACGGCGGCACAGGAGACUGAGCGAGUAAGGGAAGACUCGGUGGAGAAACUUGCACAAGACUAAAGCCUUGCAUGUUUGACCAGAGUUGAAGUGUCUUUGCCAAAACGUAAGACUUGAGUUCUUCACACCACCAUGGGGAUAAGGCACAUUUUGUUGCUGCUGAUAUACUUGGACCCGCUAUGCGUGCUGAGCGCCGCUACAGGCGGCAAAAAGCCCAAACCGGCGCCUAGGAAGGCUCCCAAAGCCACGGCGGUCCCCACGGUCGUCCCGCAGAAGACCCCGCAGCCCGCGCCCACCAGCAACCACGACACAUGCCAGGGCUACUACGACGUGAGCGGGCAGUAUGACAAACUGUUCGAGUGCAACAACACGAACCAUCGGUACUGCUGCGGGACGUGCUACCUGCGCUUCUGCUGCGAGUACAAGAAAGAUCGGCUGGACCAGAAAGCCUGUACGAAUUACCACAAGCCAGUGUGGGUGCAGACGGCCGCCCCGUCGCCCAUCCCGACCGGUGAAACGUACGAUCUGAGCAUGGAUCAGACCAGCACGGCGGUCUAUAUCACCUGUGGGAUCAUAGCCUUCAUCAUAGUGCUGGGAGUGUCGGUCAAAGUUGCGUACGACAAAGCUACAGAGCCGCCUCAGGAAAUGAACAUACAUAGAGCCCUUGCAGACAUCCUGAGGCAGCAGGGGCCCAUCCCCAUAUCGCAAUAUGACUGUGAGAAUUUUGCAGUGAUGAACGGCUCACCCAAAGACAACACACCAGUCAGAACCUCAUCCAAGAACCACUACACCCCUGUUCACACCUCCAAGUCUAACCACGGUCUCCACUAUGGGAAGGAGAGCAUCCGCAGCAGUGGAGGCGCUGACCUUCACAACUUCAUCUCCUCUGGCUUUGUGACAUUGGGUCGAGGCCAUCAGAAAGGUACUCAUCAGCACAACUAUAACCAUGUGGCUCUAGGUAGCCCUACACGCACACCUAAGAAUGCUCACCGAUCAUUGAGACGUGAAAACAAUCGGAUAAGCGGCAUCCUGACCUCGCAGACGGAGCCCUACGACCUGUCUUUCUCACGCUCCUUCCAGAGCCUGUCACACCUGCCGCCCUCCUAUGAGGCGGCCAUCAAAGCCGACCUCAACCGGUUCUCAUCCCUGAAGAAACUCACAGAUAAAGACGUCGACGACUACUACACUCGUAAGCGCCACCUGCCCGACCUGGCAGCAAGAGGCACUCUUCCGUUGCAUGUUCUCAAAGUUGGUCAAGACCAGCACCGGGAACAGCAGCAGCUCCAGAGUCAGCCCCCACAGUCCUCCAUCUCCCAAGUCGCUCCCCAGUCACAAUCCUCACAGCAACAGUCUCAGCAAAGGCAGAGGCCCCGUCGCGUCCAGAGGGCCAUGUCCCAGGACCGCGUCCUGUCCCCAGAGAGAGCCCCACAGCAGGAUUACAGCAUGUCUUCUAAUGGUAUGUCCCCCUACGGAGGCAGGAUCCUCUCAGAUGAGCAGCUCCUGUCUGCUGAACGUCUUCGAUCCCAGGAGCGUCUUCUUCCACAGGACCGCCACACCUCCCAAGAUCGCCUUUACUCCAAGGACCGCAUAUACUCUAAGGAUCGACUCAUGUCGCAGGAUCACCUGUACUCAAAAGACCGCCACUACUCUCAAGACCGCCUCUAUUCACAAGAUCGCCUGUACUCACAAGACCACCUCCUAUCCCACGAUCCUCUGCUCUCGCCGGACAAGCUGAUGAUGUCGCUGAAGCGCGGCAUGGUGAGCAGCAUCUCUGGCGGGUUUCGUGGCAGCGACAAGUCAAUGUCACGCGCCAUCUCGCACACAGAUGUGUUCGUACCCACCACACCUCUUAUGGAUCGCUACAAGAUGACCAAAAUGCAUUCCCAUCCCAGUGCCUCAAACAAUGGUGGUGGCAAUGGAGCGCCGGGAGCGGGAACCACCGGGCACUCCAACACUUUAGCCAUGAACCAGACAACAACAAAGAGGCAGGCGUUUGCCUCCAGACGGACUCACACAAUGGAACAGCUCCACUACAUCCCACCACACCACCAGCAACAACAACACCCACAGCACUACCGCACGGGUAGCAAGACUGAGGUGACUGUGUAGGGGCAGCAAAGGACUUCCUGAACUGCACUAGAAGCAGCACAGUUGUGUGCAAGGGGGUGUGGUUAAUAGAGGUACGAGGGUACACUGGCUUUCUUUUAGAGUAGGAUGGUGGUGAUAUCACUGUCUUUGACUGCUCUGGUAAAGUCAGAGAUUCCAGGACCAAGAACAUCCACUAGCUUACAGUGAGAGACUGGGAAAACGCGCUACACUGUACACUGCAGACACUGGCCCAGUUAGAUCUGAAGCCAGAGAGGGUCGUGGAUAAAUUACCCUAUUCAUCCACAGGCUACGGCCUCAUUCUGUGUAUUUUUUAGUGAGAAAACACUGACUGUCUGUUAAAGCCUUUAUCGCCACCCUUUGUCCAACAAAUCUAUCCUGUGACCUAUUCUGGCAAAUCUUAAAGGGCUUUUGCAUGGUUAAACAAACACGACUCUUCCGUGACUUCUGUUGUGCAACACAACGCCACCACAGGAGAUGAACUAGGUUGAGCCUGUAAUAACUUUAUAAAUAUAUAAAUAAAUGAAUAAAAAGCUACCAUUUGUACUCCCUGUCCUACUCAUAGCUGUUGUGAAUCUCAAUGAGAGAAAUUGAAAUGGAUGUUGUUAGCACUUCUAUUUGGUGCCACUGACAGAUGUUCCAUUUCUAAAAAUGAACUGGUUUUGUGGGUUACAAAGCACAAUCAAUAAAAAAUAUUCUGUUCCGUUUAUGAUUCCUUUUGAGUUUGAAUCGUCACGGCUAGCUUGUUUUGUCCUUAAAGCAAUGGCAGUUUUUUUUUUUUGCUUCCAGUAGAUUAGUAGAUUGUAAAUAAGCUAUUCUAGAAGCAGUAUUAUGGACAAGACUGUGCUGGAUGGACUUUGUAUUAGAUUUGUUUUCAAUAGAUUCUUAAAAACAACUAUAAAUCAUCACCAUUUCAUGAGUUCAGAAUAGAAACCCACUUAACCAAGUAUUUGACAGGAUAAAUGAAUACUAUACUGUGUGUGUCUUUGUAGGAAGAGAAGUGAAUGAAUGUGUUGUUGAUAACAGAUCUACCACUGUUCUACCACUGUUCAUAUUUGGAUGUAGACUGUGUUCCAUUGACAUCAGAGAAGUUGAACAACAAAUUAUUCAUGGGAAUUGAUUAUAAUGCUUGUUAUAGUAGGGUCAAAUAAACCAUCCAUAUUUUUCUAAACAUUCAACAUGGUUCCUUGAGAGAUUUCUGUGUCUGUUUUUACUUCAAAAGACUGAUACACUUCAUUUCCAAUUUAGGUUUUACGUAGACAAUCACAGUUAGAUGUUUUGAAGUGGCGGGUCAAAGAACUUCAUUGGUUGAGUCAAUUUGUGCAUGUGGAGUAAGAACCAGUUUUCCUGCAGAAAGUGAAAUCAGUCUGAGUCACUGUAAAUAAGGCUGGAUGUAAUGAAGGAGGUACAUUACACAACCUAAUGGUGUUGGGGUCUAGGUAAGCAACCAACUUACCAGUGUUUCACUGACCUGUUGUCCCAUUAGUAAGAUAAAGACACACCAGCAACCUUGGCCAACAAAAACUGCUUUGUUAAGAUAAGGGAAACAUUGUCAUCAUGGCUAUAAGUAAUCAAAGUUAACUGUUGGUUGGACACAAGUUAGCGUGUUUUUUUUAACCACUGAUUUGGUCCUUUACAGGC